UUUGGUUGAAGCCAAAACAGAACAUCAUGGCGAUUGAUGGUGGCGAGCGUAACUGUGGAGUACAUGAGCUGAUCUGCGUCAGAAAAGUUUCUCCAGAAGUGCUGGGGUUUCUGACAGCCAUCGGACUCUUCAUCAUCCUCAUGACCUUCCUUUUCUGGUACCUCAACAACAAGUUGGCACUAGAGAACCCAGGGAGCCUGCAGUGCCUUGAUGACUUCAGGAAAAACACCGAACUACAAGACAAGGCCUACGCUGACGCCGACCUGCAGGGCUCAUCAUCGGACAGCGAGGAUGAACUGAUGGGUCAGUAUCAGGAAGCGGUCAGCCGCUCUCAAGGCCUCCGGGGAGGAGCCAAGGCCGCUUCAAACGCCAAACACACUGGAGGUUUCAGCUGGGAGAGUCGGCAGAAGUACAGCCCUCUGACUGCUGAUUAUGACGGCUACAGCAGUGAAGCCUCGGCCGAUGAUGCCAACUGCAUCCAGCGGAUGAGACGAACUCCACCACUGGAUGAGCUUCAGCCACCGCCAUAUCAGGAUGAGAAUGGCUCUCCGAGGAUGUCCUGCACUCUAUCAGAUCUUGGUGACGCCAAGUGUGAUCUGUCCCAGACCAGUGGCAGUCCCCACCUUUCCUUUGGCAAGUGUCCCAGUGAGGGCAGUGAUGGCCAUGAAACUGAGAGUUACCUCAACAAGGGCUACGAGGAGGAUGUACCCAGCGACAGUACAGCUGUCCUCAGCCCAGAGGACAUGUCAGCUCGUGGUUCAGCGGCACAGCUUCCUAAAGGUUAUGAACCAGAUCCUGUUGCAAAAUAUGGCACCCUGGACAUUGUGUUUGACUACGACUCAGAGGAGCAGCAGCUGGCUCUGACCAUCAUGGCGGUAACAGACCUUCCUGCCCUCAAGCGCACGGGUAACAUCUCCUGGCAAGUCCACCUGGUGCUCCUGCCCACCAAGAAGCAGAGGGCGAAGACAGGCAUCCAGAGAGGCCCCUGCCCCAUCUUCACGGAGACCUUUCACUUUAGCCAUGUGGAGUCAGAGAUGAUCAGUAAUUACGCCAUCCGAUUCCGCCUUUACAGUAUGCGACGGAUGAAGAAGGAGAAGGUGCUCGGGGAAAAGGUGUUCUACCUCACCAAGCUCAACCUUCAGGGCAAAAUGUCUGUGCCGGUCAUAUUAGACCCAUGCUGUGUGCUCCCGGGCGGUGAAUCCCAGGUCAGCCUCUCAGACAUGACAUGCAGUGAAAGCGCCUCAUCAUUCCAGUCAGUCAGUCAGACUUCCACACCAGAGAUCCUCGUGGGCCUGGUGUACAACGCCACAACAGGACGUCUCUCUGUGGAAGUCAUCAAGGGCAUCCAUUUCAAAAACCUAGCUGCCAACAAGCCACCCACUGUCCAACCCUUGUUGUCAGACGGGCUGUUCUGUUGUCUAAAACACUUGAUAGGUGGACAGGUUUAUAUUAUCAGAGAUACUUAUGUUAAGCUCACCUUACUCAACUCCAUGGGCCACGAGAUGUCCAAGUGUAAGACAUCCAUCUGUCGAGGUCAGCCCAACCCGACCUACAAAGAGACAUUUGUCUUCCAGGUAGCUCUUUUCCAGCUAUCGGAUGUCACGCUCAUCCUCUCUGUCUACAACAAGCGCAGCAUGAAACGGAAGGAGAUGAUUGGUUGGAUUUCCCUUGGCCUCAACAGCUCUGGAGAGGAGGAGCUCACCCACUGGACUCAGAUGAAAGAGUCUAAAGGACAGCAGGUUUGCCGCUGGCACAGUUUGUUGGAGUCCUAACAGCGAUCGUAGAGUAAGUCGAGAAAGUGGUUGAGGGCAGCUGCACAGAGCAGCUUCCCAGAUUGGCAAGAAAUGGAUGAGGAAGAGGAGUGUGACAGUUGACUGGUGAACCGGGGUCAGUGGUGGUGAAGAGAAAGAGACAGAAACACAUGUGUCUGCACUCUGCCAUAAGCAUUUUCAUGGUACAGCUGGCAAAAUCCCUGACAGCUGUUGAUUAGUAGUAUGACUAGUAAUGCAAUGUCUCUAUUUUCAUGGAUUGCCUUGUACCGACCUUUAAGUUUCUGUAGGUGCCACUUUUUUGUCCACUGAACUGGUUGAGUUGGGGCUUCCUCUAAGAAGCCGGUUCUAGACUGCACUGUUGAGUACAUUGUUGUCCGGUAGUUUUGUGUACCCACACCUCCAGCUUUACGUUUAAAUUAAUGUUUCCCAUUCAGUGUUCUAUUAGGUUUUUCUGGCUAGAGUAUGUAGAACAAGUUUUUGUCAGGAAUUCAGAGGUUGAUCACAAAAAUAGCUCCUAAUUCACAUAAAAUGUCUGUUUUCUUGUAGAGGUUUCACCAUCACUGUUAAAGGCAGUCACUUUCUAACUGUGAGCCAUGGCUUCCUACAUUAAGACAACAUUUUGGAGCAUAUUCAUGAUCUUGCCUGAGUAAUUUCCUGUAGCAGCCAGUGUUCAGCUGCACUUGAAUCAGAAUCAUAGGACAGCUGUGUGUCGUAGAGCAGCGCUGCACUAUCAGAAAAUAUUUUAGUUGAAUCAACUAAUGUCCAGAAGCCUUCUAAUGAACUAAAAUGCCCAGUCAGCCCUCUGUUGUCAUAUUGACAUAUAAAUCAUAUCAUUUAUGAACUGAUUCACCAUGCCGUAUUUUCACACAAUACAAAAUCAUGACAUUUAACAACAUUUUAAGGAAGACUUGUAUUUUCAAAUUAGACGUCUUCACUUAUAUAAAUUCUUGUAAAACUUAUAUUAUGUUUUUCAAGUGAUUCCUUUUCCUUUAGUGUGUAAUAGCUGUUUUUUUCUAUUUAAAAUGUUUGCAACCUUGACCACACCAAAGUGAAAAUACGCUACUCACAAUAAGUUGGGGAUAUUGUUAUUUACAUGAAUGCUUUUCCUAUUUGGUCAGAAUUUUAAUGAAAUAAGUAAUAGUUCCCUUUGAUAUUACUAUUAAUGAAUGAGAAGAAGCACCAUUUUCAUUAGUGCAAUAUAUAUUUCCCCAACAAUUUGAUAAUAACAAAGUUGGCCCAAAAUAACCAAAAUUGACAAAGUCAGUAACGGGUGUUUCCACCAUUUGCCGCAAUGACAGCUUGACAGUGACGUGUCAUGCUCCUAACUAGUCUCAUGAUGUUGUUCUGAGGCAGUGCAUUCCACUCCUCCACAAGUGCUACAUGCAGUUCUGCCAGGUCACAUGGGGGUGGGGUAUGAGCAUCCAGUCGCUGCUUCAGCUGGUCCCAGACCUGCUCUAUGGGGUUCAGGUCAGGGGACAUUGCUGGACAUACCAUAUGAGGCACUCCCACUUCCUGAAGUUGAGCUGUGACAAUUCUGGCACCAUGUGGUGAAGCAUUACAGAAAGUUGAACAGAAAGUUCUAUGAUGUCUCUGAGGUAAGAAUAUGCAGUGACUGAGCCAUCUACAAUCACCAAAUCUGUUUUGCCCUAACUGGUGAUGCCUGCCCAGACUGUUACGCCUCCUCCACCAAAGCCAACCCUGGGGACCAUGUUGACCUCGGCAUAUCGCUCACCUUACCUUCUCCAGCAACGCUGACGAUCAUCAUUUCUGUGCAAGGUGACCCAACACUCAUCAGUGAACAGGAAAGUAGAUCACUGCUGCAUUGUCCAGGUCACAUGGUCUUGUGCCCACUGCAAACGGUCACAGCGGUGUCUUGGUGUCAGUGGAGUCACCUGCAACGGUCGUCUGGCAUUCAAGCCAAGCGGUGGAGUCGGUUGCGAAUGGUUUGUCCAGAAACCCUAGUACCCCUCACUUCUCUUAAAUAGGCCUGCAGCUGUGUGGCAGUUGCAUAACGGUGUCUUGAGUGCAUAGGUCCUUAGACACUGGUCGUCAUUGCGGUCCAUCACUUGUUGGGCUUCACUCCUGGAUCUGUCACGGACACUGCCAGUAGGUCUGUGUCUUGCUGCAAGUCUACUGAUGACCCACCAAGUUCACAAGCAACAUCUGACUGCUUACAACCAACCUGAAGGCGCUAUUGUCAGAUGCCGCUACUCGUCCAUUAAGUGACGUCGUGUGUUCAUGGCUGCUUGAAUGAUGAACUGGGAAUGACUUACUGACAAUACCAGCUUUUUAUACCCCUAGAAUGUUGAAAUUGAUGCCACAUCAAAAAGGGUUGUCUUUUUGUAUUUUUUGGUAUUGACCCCAAUAUGUAAGGCCUACUGUACGCAGUGAGACCAUUAUGUGGAAAAAAUAAAAUAACGUGUCUAGCACCUUAAUACAAUUGCUUCCCUACCCCUAAAAUCACUGAAGUAAAACAAACACCUUAUGUAUGAAAUCCACUGAGGACCUCACAAUAUCCCUAACUUAUUGUGAGUAGUGUACUACUACUUACUACUAUUUUCUGCCUACACUCUUAGAUCUGGAGUUACGGGUUAGGAUUACCUCUCUCGACCCAGCUGGCCAAUCAGAGCCAACUGGGCUUUUUGGAAGCGGUUCUAAAAGAGACUGAAGGUAAAAUGCAGCAUUUAAUGUAGAGGCUUAGAAGAGGAGCUGGGGCAACAUACAGUAUGAGAAAAGUGAUGUUUUUCAACAUAAAUCCAUCUAACAUAUUCAAGGAGACCCCACAAAUACAAUUAUGAACCUGUAAAUUUGAGUAAUAUGGGCUCUUAAUAAACCUGGGACUUCAUCAUCAAUUCAUCGACCACAAGAUUUACUCUGUGGCUUCAAGCUGUGUCAGCCACAAUAAAGGAAGGAAAACAAAAAAAAAGUUUGCAAUUUUAUUAUUUUAAAAUUUUGGUUGUAAAAUAGUGGGAAUAAAAUUUGCGUCUUACACUUAAUUAAAAUGCGAAAAUACAAACCCUUGAGCAGGAAGUUAUGGGGGUUAGAUAGACUCUGAACUUUAUUUAAGCCCUGGUUGCUACUUACCAGUACUUCAAACAGAACAUUACCCACACAGUGCUGAAGAGUUUACUAAGAGUGAUGAACUGCUCAUAAUUAUCAACAAAAUGGCAUUCUGUCCUUUUUUAUACCAAUAUCCCUGUUACAACAUAUCCCUGUUAAAACAUUGGACAUUAAUGCAUUGCUCAUGGUGUCACUGCAUUUCUCUACUUAGCUCUUGAAUUUCUCCAGAUGUUGUUAAAGUGAGAGGUGUGGCUACACAAAGUUGUUUUCACUGCUCAUUCUAAAUGCACUUAAUGUUACAUGUUAAAGUUAAGUCAUUGAUUUUGAGCUAGAAACUUACAACAUGUCACUCCAUCUAUCCAGGGGAAACAUUAGUGGGAGUUUUAUAACCUGAACAUGGAUAAUGUAAAGGUUAAAUCUUACCUAACCAAAGUUUAAUCCACCACAUCCCAGUGUUUCUGCUGCGAACAUUUUGCAAUUAUCUGUUGCAUUUAAAUGUGCAGAACUCUGUGGUGAUGGAGGGAGGAUGGAAGAUAUGUACUCCGCCAAGUAACAUGGCGUGGUUAUGUGAUGAUCGGCAUACGUUUCUAUGUCUGUGAAUAACAUUACUAAAAAACAGAUUAACAGAUUUGGAUGAAAUUUUCAGGGAAGGUCAGAAUUGACACAAGGACCACCUCAUUAGAUUUUGGCAGUGAUGCAGCUCAUAGUCCGGAUCCUCGGAUUUGUUAAACAUUUCCGUAUCAUUGCCAGAUAGCGGCACGGCAUCACUGUAAUUAUGACAAGUGAACACUACGUCUACUGUCUGCUGACGAUUGCAUGAUUGCGAUCCUACUACAAAUUGACAGUUGCGGACUAAUCGGGACUUAUCUGUCAGAAAUGAUGCAAGGAAUAAUUGAUUAAAUUGUGGGGGUGUUUCCGAGUCCCAUCAAUUCCCAUCAUUCACAACAUAUUUCAGUCACGCAAUUUAGUAUCUGUACGUAAGGUACACACAUCCAGAACACACAUCUGUGCUCAGUGCAAGGUCAUAUUGUUUGUGGGCACGUCUAUAUUAAAUAGCCACAGUCGAUGGUGCCAUGAUUUAUGUCUCGAUUUUUUUUCAACAUUUCAUCCAUCUAAAAUGAUACAACUGAGCAGCCUUGGCGGAGCACUGCGCUCUUUGAGUGCUUUUCUUGUUACUCUGCCAAGGAACAAUUGGCGCACGUUUGUUGGUCUGUUUGUCUGUCUGUUGGCAACAUUACUCAAAAACUGACCAAUGGAUUUGGAUGAAAUUUUCAGGGAAGCUCAGAACUGACACAAGGACCACCUCAUUAGAUUUUGGCAGUGAUGUGACUUAUCAUCUGGAUCCAUGGAUUUGUUAAAGAUUUCUGAAUUAUUGCAAGGUAGCAUCACAGCGUCACUGUAACUAUGUCAAGUGAACACUACGUCAGCUGCCUGCUGACAAUCACAUGAUUGUGAUCCUACUACAAAUCGACCGCUGCCAACUUAUGUGAACUUAUCCGUCGAAAAUGAUACAAGGAAUAAUUGAUUAAAUUGUGGGGUUGUUUCUGAGUUCCAUCAAUUCCCACCGUUCACUACAUAUUUAGGUCGUGCGAUCAGUAUCUGUGCGUAACAUACACAUGCACAACACACGCCUGUGCUCAGUACAAGGUCAUUUUUUUAUUAAAGAUUUCAUCCAUCAGAAAUGAUAGAACAACUGAGCAGCAACCAAUUUGAACAUGUGGAAAGGUCGGUCGAAUUGAAAUUACUACAUUUUUAUGAGUUCCUCUAUUGGUCGACACUGCCGAGGUAAAACCACAUCUGAAGCUCAACUGAAGUGAACAAAACAACUACUCAAUAACUUCAGUCAUGUUUGCCAGACAAAUAACCUGACAUCACUGACAGCAGAACUGUCAUGACUGAUGUUGAGAUAAGGUUCAGCAGCCGUCUCUCCGAAGAAAUAAGCAUCUCGCAUGGUCACAGAUUUUUGGAGGACGAACCAAUAGACUGAGAUGUGUUAUAUAUAGAAAAGUGUUGUAGUUACUGUGGUGGUUUUGUGAACUUGACUUUCCAUUCAAAAGUUAUAAUGUCAAAGGAUUUUUCUAAAGAAACUUAAUUUACCUUUUGGAAUAAAAAUAACUCUUACAUGACAGUUAACAGGUGAGAAGUAAACCUACCUGUUACCGUCUUCUAAUGCUCUGGUGCUAUAUAAGAGCUGUGACUGCAGAAGCCCUUGCCUUAUGGUUUUAGUCAGUUCAUAAACUUCUUUAAGUGGACCCAGUUCAUAAACAGACACAGACACACCCUGAGAGCACACAGACCUGCAUCCAUAAUUACAGAAAGCACACACUGGAGGGAAUUCAGACUGUGAGAAGUGGAAUGAUUUAACCAGAGACGCAGCAUGCAUCAACAAACAGGAGGAACGGGCUGCAUUUUUAGCUGUGGCCACUUUCUCACUUCUUUUGCAGACAACAUAAAAUACAUAUGCUCUUUACUGUGCCUGUGGUUGUGGUGAAAGCUAGCUUUGUGCAGUGUUUACCAAAUGUGUGAGUGUGUGUGUGUGUGUGUGUGUGUGUGUGUGGACUGGAGAAGGUACAGUAAAGAGAGUGUGGGGGCUGUGAUACUGGUAGUUGUGGCAUUUUCUUGUUGGGUGUGACAGUUUCUGAUUUUAUUUACCGGUAAUUAGAACAAAAUAAUCCACUUUUUGAUUGUCUGGCAUAUACUUUAUAUUAGUAAAUGUUUUCUUAUCGAUUUUUGUAUCGAUAAUGGGGGACGAAAUUGUGUCAAGACAGUUAUUAGUGAGUCAAAUGUUCACCCUCCCUGUGAGCAAUACUGUUCUGGAUCGCUGCUUCUUUUUUUUAUUCAAGAAUAGAACAUGUCUUAGAGCUCAGGUCUUAUUCACGUUUCCUUUUCUCAAACCAGAGAGGGAUGCGAUGGAGACCGGUAGAGCUCAUCUCAAAACAAUCUGUCAAGACUUUUCAGCUUUGAUGCUUUCUAACAGUGUGAAACAGAAGCACAGCCUGUACAGCACAACAGUGAAACACACCAUGUGAAAGACAGCGUGGCACUAAGCUCAUUUGUACAUGUGGAGAUAAAUCUUCUAAUGGGAAUCCAGUGUAUGGUAUUUGGCUUCUUUUUCUUACCUGAUCAACCUGGAUCUUUUGAUUUGACUUUAGUGAAUGAAUUCUUGUGUGACAUUUGGUAAUCUGUGAUAUAGGACCAAUGAUCCCGUUGAAUCAACAAAAGACGGGAGAAGAUAUUAGAAAUGCGAUCCCGUCAGUGGGUGUCUGAUGGCAGCCGUUCACUGUUCAAACAUGUCUGUAAAAAAUGUUCUUCCCAGAAAUAUAAUUAUGCCAAAAGGAACUAGUAGCUGAAAACCUAAUGGUAAAGGAAGCUUUAUUUCCUAACAGCACACCACAUCCUGUAAUUCAUUCUACUAGUCUUUUAAACAAUCCUGCAGCAAUAUACGGAAGCCAAAACAGGACAAAAAGAUGCAAAUACUGAACACUAAGAAAUAAAAAUGUACACUACCGUUCAAAAGUUUGGGGUCACUUAGAAAUGUCCUUUUUUUGAAAGAAAAGCAUUUUUUUUAAAUAAAGAAAUCCAGUGUAGACAUUGUUAAUGUGGUAAAUGACUAUUGUAGCUGGAAACGGCUGAUUUUUAAUAAAAUAUCUUCAUAGGGGUACAGAGGAACAUUUCCAGCAACCAUCACUCCUGUGUUCUAAUGCUACAUUGUGUUAGCUAAUGGUGUUGAAAGGUUUAUUGAUGAUUAGAAAACCCUUGUGCAGUUAUGUUAGUACAUGAAUUAAAAUGUGAGUUUUCAUGGAAAACUUGAAAUUGUCUGGAUGACCCCAGACUUUAAAACGGUGGUGUAUAUGAAUUAGUGUGCUUUGAAUUCCCUUCCUUUAAAUUGUAGAUGAAGAUUGAUAAUUGUGUUUUAAAAGUUUCUGCUACCCAGUAUGGAAGACAGAAUGACCAAAUAAUUUCACUACUAAGAACUAAUACAUUUACAGAUUUUUAGUAAUUUAUUUGGAAAAAAUAUGAAUUAGUAUUAUUUGAAUUGACCUCCUAAAAUUUUUAAAGACUUCAAGUUCUGCAACAUCAGAAACAUGGUUUUAUUGACGUUAGACUGUACAAAUAUAAAACCCACCAAUUGCGUCCUAUAUUUAAAAACAAAACAACAGAAUGGAACAAGUUUUUGGGUUCGUAAAAUCAUCAGUUUCUUUUAGAGUCAACAUUUUCCGCUGAAGUAAAAAAAAAAGAAAAAAAAUCCAAAGUAAUGUCUUUAAGAUUAGAUUCAGGCACCAAAAUGUAAGAGGUGAAAUUAAAACUGCAGAAUGUGUUUUAUCAGCUGUGUGAUCCAAGAAAGAAAAAUUCAGAUGAGCAGCUGGACACCCCGUACAUAUGAGUUUUCUAUUUUGUCUUUCAUUCCUAAAAACCCCCCAAAAAAUUCAAUUUCAAAGCAGGGGAAAGCAUUUUACUGCUCAAAUUUUGGUGGCAUUAAGUAUUCACUGAAUCAUUUUCACAAGCUGAUUAUAAAUUCAAAUUAUAAUGGCCUUUCUAUGAUUCCAUACCAAAUAGCAGAAACCUGGUAAACAACCUUCUAGUGAGCUCUUUGAACAUUUCCCAAAUCUUUCACACGAUGUGUUCCACUACUAAGGUUUUUAAAACAGUAUGUUAAUGCUUUGCAGUAUUGUUUCUUAUGCUUUCGUUUUCUUGACACGUUUCAAAGAAUCUUCUGGUUUUUAAUGAUGGUUUUUGCAGAUUUUUUUUCUAAUUGUUUGUAAACUACCUAUGCCACAGACGGCAUCGGUGCCUUACUGUUUAUCACUCAGCAACCUUGUGUCACAGUGUCUUAACGUACUUGUAAAUGUACUUUUCUUCUGUACUUUGAGCUGAUUUGUAAUAUGUCUUCAAAUUGAUUUAUGAUAGAGAACAUUUCUAUGUGAUGAUAUUAUUGUUUAAAAAGACCAAAAAGAAAAAAAAAAUGUUUGUCUUGGAGCUUU
Molecule: messenger RNA, 9814 nt
Organism: Acanthochromis polyacanthus (spiny chromis)
Lineage: Eukaryota; Metazoa; Chordata; Actinopteri; Pomacentridae
Gene: syt14a
Product: synaptotagmin XIVa
Exons: 9
Coding region: 27-1772 (581 amino acids)
Source: RefSeq, a predicted model, not a curated record